UCCUCGUAAUGGAAUCCAAGCUGAUGGAACUGGUAGGACACACGACAGUGGAGCGAUUUUAGCCGUUGAGACCCACUCACGCUUCUCCAACUACCUUUAUACCACCCACCACCAACAUGGGGUGUUAGCUCCAUCAUCAUUAACACUUUCAACACGAUUAAGGUCUCUCACUACUAAAAUUAUUUAUUUAUGUAAUUAUUGAUACGUGGACAUUCACAAUCACAAUUCACAAUCUCAACUACUAAAUAAAACUAUGCUUCAAUCACAAUUAAUUAAAUAAUUAAUCCCACAUCCCGUUCAGCGUUGGCGAUUCCGUUCCACGUAGUUGACAUCGAAAACCACGAGAUCCAAUAAAAUAUCAAUGUAAUUAUUUCACAGUGAAGACGCCACGACAACGAGUUGCUCACAGCAACACUCUGUCUCUGGGAAAAAGAAACGACACAAUCAAGCAAAGAAAAUCCAAAACUAAGAACAAAACCACUCUCCUUCAAACUCAAACUCUUACGCAAUACUGAUUCUACUCCCUUUCAUUCAAGCCAUAACAAAACCUAUUGAUUUAAGAAAGAAAAAAAGGGGAAAGUUACUAUAAAACCCCUUUUCCUCUCAACUUUACACCCAGCGCACGUUAGCACAACACACUUUGUUAUUUUCAUGGCGGGCACCGGCGUUGACGGAAACGGUUUUACAAACCUCCAUGGCGACCUCGACUUAACAAUCAUAGAAGCUCGCCGGUUACCUAACAUGGAUAUAGUCUCCGAGCAUUUCCGUCGCUGCAUUACCGGCUGUGACACUAUUAAAUUCAAAUCACCUUCCGAAAACGCCGACGGAAGUACCCACCGUACACACCGUUACCGGCGAAAGAUCAUAACGAGCGAUCCGUACGUCACUGUUACGGUUCCGCAAGCAACCGUGGCACGCACGCGCGUGCUAAAAAACUCGCCGAAUCCGAUAUGGAACGAACGAUUCAACAUUCCGUUAGCACAUCAGAUUGUCGAUUUGGAAUUCCGCGUCAAAGACGACGACGUUUUCGGCGCGGAAACGAUGGGGACUGUCAAGAUUCCGGCGCAGAGAAUCGCAUCUGGCGAAUUGAUUUCUGAUUGGUUUCCUCUUAUAGGUUCCUCCGGUAAGCCGCCGAAGCCGGACACCGCGCUUCGGUUACAAAUGAAGUUCACACCGGUGGGCGAGAAUUCUCUCUACCUCCGUGGUAUUGCGGCGGAUCCGGAACACAAAGGCGUGAGACACACGUAUUUUCCUGUGAGGAAGGGAAGCUCUGUGAGACUUUACCAAGAUGCACAUUGUACUCCGGGAUUGUUACCGGAGAUUAAGCUUGACGGUGGAAAGGUUUUUAGACAUGAAAAAUGUUGGGAAGAUAUAUGUUAUGCUAUAUCAGAGGCUCAUCAUAUGGUGUAUUUGGCGGGUUGGUCAAUUUACCAUAAGAUUAAGCUUGUUAGGGAACCUACUAGACCUUUGCCACGAGGUGGAGAUUUAACACUUGGUGAAUUGCUUAAGUACAAGUCUGAAGAAGGGGUUAGAGUUUUGAUGCUUGUUUGGGAUGAUAAAACUUCCCAUGACAAGAUCUUCUUAAAGACGGCUGGAGUAAUGCAGACUCAUGAUGAGGAAACUAGGAAGUUUUUCAAACAUUCUUCUGUCAUGUGUGUUUUAGCGCCUCGCUAUGCCAGCAGCAAGAUGAGCUUCUUGAAGCAACAUGUUGUUGGAACCGUCUUCACACACCACCAAAAAUGUGUUAUCAUGGACACACAGGCUGCUGGUAAUAACAGAAAGAUAUCUGCUUUUAUAGGAGGUCUUGAUUUGUGUGAUGGUCGCUAUGACACACCUGAGCAUCGACUUUUUCGUGAUCUCGAUACUGUAUUUUCUGGUGAUUUCCACAAUCCUACAUAUCCUGCUGGGACAAGGGCUCCCAGACAACCAUGGCAUGAUUUGCACUGCAGAAUAGAUGGACCUGCUGCAUAUGAUGUUCUUAUUAAUUUUGAACAACGAUGGAGAAAAUCAACUAAGUGGAGAGAGUUUGCAAUUCUUUUCAAAAAAGCUUCUCAGUGGAAUGAUGAUGCUUUAAUAAGAGUAGAACGCAUUUCAUGGAUAUUAAGUCCUUCUCUUCCUCCCACAAGGGAGGAUCAUACGAUUGUUCCAGGGGAUGAUCCCUUGGUAUGGGUUUCUAGUGAAGAUGAUCCUGAAAACUGGCAUGUUCAGAUCUUCCGCUCCAUCGACUCAGGAUCCCUAAAAGGAUUUCCAAAACGUGUUGAUACUGCUCUAUCCAUGAAUCUCAUCUGUGCUAAAAGUUUGGUUAUAGACAAAAGCAUUCAAACAGGGUACAUUCAAGCUAUCAGAUCUGCUCAACAUUUCAUUUAUAUUGAAAACCAAUACUUUAUCGGAUCUUCAUAUGCAUGGCCAUCUUACAAAGAUGCAGGGGCUGAUAAUCUCAUCCCAAUGGAAUUGGCGCUGAAAAUUACUAGUAAAAUCAGAGCUAAGGAGAGAUUUGCUAUUUAUAUUGUUUUACCAAUGUGGCCAGAAGGUGAUCCUAAAUCUGGAGCUGUGCAAGAAAUUCUCUUCUGGCAGGCCCAGACAAUGCAAAUGAUGUAUAGUGUUGUUGCUAAAGAAUUGAAAUCAUCGCAACUUAGUGACGUGAACCCACAAGAUUACCUCAAUUUCUAUUGCCUUGGUAAGCGGGAACACUUCAAUGAAGAAAGCUCAGGCUCAAAUGGUGCACCGAUCUCUGGAGCAUAUAAAUAUCGCAGAAAUAUGAUUUAUGUGCAUGCCAAGGGGAUGAUUGUGGAUGAUGAAUAUGUUAUAGUGGGAUCUGCUAACAUAAACCAAAGAUCUAUGGCUGGUACUAAAGAUACUGAGAUAGCUAUGGGUUCAUAUCAACCCCAUUAUACAUGGUCUGCGAAGAAAAGACAUCCACGUGGCCAGAUUUAUGGUUACAGAAUGUCACUUUGGGCAGAGCAUCUUGACAUGUUAGAUGAAACUUUUGAGGAACCAGAGAGAUUGGAGUGUGUGCGUAAAGUGAAUAAAAUUGCAGAGAAUAAUUGGAGAAUUUACGCAUCUGAAGAAUUGUCACUUCCUCAGGGACAUCUUCUUAAGUAUCCUGUACAAGUAGAUUCUGAUGGGAAUAUCAGCUCAAUACCUGAAUGUGAGAAUUUCCCAGAUGCUGGUGGUAAGAUAUUGGGGGCUCAUUCUACAACAAUUCCAGAUAUCUUAACAACAUAAACUCCUGAAUUCAUGUUCAUAGAAUUUUUGGUGAAAGUUGUGUUGUGUUGCUUGCCUCUUAGUGUUUAGUUUUCUUUACUUGGAAUUGAUUGUUCAAAUCACUUAUAAACCUUUCACAUAGGUAAAUGAUUCAUAUUGUAAAAAUAUCAUCAAUUUGUAGAUUGUUUCGGGUCAAUUGUCUAAGUCCUUUAUUUGUUCAUAGUUCUCUGCAACUUAAUACACUCUCCGCACCAAUAGCUGUAAAACUUAAGUAAGAAAGAUUCUUUAAACUCGUUCCUUUAUAGUAUCAACGGCGAUGAUCAUUGUAAGGAUGCAUGUUGCAAAAUAUUAAGCAAAUGAAUUUUCUAUUCUAGCAUAAACAGAAGAAUGUGAUGGUCAAACAACGGGCUGACAAAAUUCAGUUAUUACAAUUACCAUCCACACCACAUUCUUUGGAUUAUCCUCCUCUCACCGGUGACAAUCUACUAUACUCCUUUCAAGAAACAUUAGCUUGACUUGAGAAUUUUCGCCUGAUAUUGGUUUGAACUUGCACAAUCAAGUGUUCUUGUGCUCUUCUGCCGAAGAUGUGAAGGCAACUAUGUCAUCUGCUUCUUAAAGUGUCUAGAUGACCAAUUCUCCCUUGUUAGAUCACAAAUUAUGCAGAUGGUAUAUGUAAAAUGGGUAAAUUCUUCAUUUUACUAGGAUUUUACGAGCUAGCGGUUCUACAUUAAUUUGUCUUACAAUGUAAACUUGCACAUUUAAUAUUGUUGUGAGAUAUUACUAUUAUGCAUCAA
Molecule: messenger RNA, 3998 nt
Organism: Cicer arietinum (chickpea)
Lineage: Eukaryota; Viridiplantae; Streptophyta; Magnoliopsida; Fabales; Fabaceae
Product: phospholipase D delta
Biological process (GO): phosphatidylcholine metabolic process; phospholipid catabolic process
Cellular component (GO): plasma membrane
Molecular function (GO): calcium ion binding; D-type glycerophospholipase activity
Source: RefSeq, a predicted model, not a curated record